AAUCAUAAUACACCUUUGCGAAAGAACCAAUCGAGUGGCACGCCUUUAACAGAAUCUUGCGGUACGGUACGGUACUCGAGUAGAAUCCUCCUGUAAAUCAUCUCUAGGGAAAGCCGCAGUUGCCUUCACCGAAAUGCUACCGGCGGAAGCUCUCGCUAAGCCAGACCUUUGCGAUGACGACUGUGUACCGCAUUAUGUGAAGCACCACUCAACAUCACAUCUAGCGUUCUCGUCGCUCCUGUUCACCGCUACCUUCUGCAUUAUUUUCCUAGGCGUCCUACAGCGGCUUUUUCCGGUACUAUGCGGGGCAGGCAGGCGCCACGCUCACCACGAGAAUAGGGGGCAACGAAGGAUCGCAGCGAUAACCUUCUCGACCAUCUUUGGAGCGACGGGGGUACUAGCAGAGUUGAUACUAUGCGAGGUGAGCGAGUGGGGAGAGGCUUCGGCUCGGAAAGCUGGCUUUCAGAGUUGCGUGUGGGUCCUGAUGAUUUGUUUGGUUGCGGUCGCGCCGUUACUUGAAUUUCACAGCUUGGUUGAGGGAUCAAGGAUAUCUACCUGGCGAAGGCGAUAUGUUGUUCUGUUCGAGAUGGCUAUUUUCGGUGUAUGGCUUUGGGUCUUCUGGAGCUUGGGCGAUCGGUUGCCGAUAAGGAAGGCGGAUCAGAGCCUCUGGAGAGACUCAACCAGAACCCUGAGGGAAGAAUGUCUGGCAAGAGUAGGCGUGAUAGGUGUCUCAUUGAUGGCAUUAUUAUCCGGGUUCGGUUGUGUUUCUUCGCCGUGGCAUGACUUUACCGUCAAAACGAGGCCUAUUACCGAGAUUGACAUCUCGCGUGCUCAAGGUGGCCUGGAUGCCACUAUUGAGAUGCUUGAGACUAAACGCAGCAGGAUGAGGCUCUUGGAGAAAAAGAUCCGAGAUAAGAAGGCUUCCCAGGAAGGCUUGAUGAGCAAAGUUCUUUCUUCAAUUCGCGGAGAUGCCGAUGCUCAGGAACACGCCAUACUAGCUAAGGAAGUUAGUGGGUUGGAGACAAUGCGUACUUCGCUUGCUGCAGAGUUUGCGGAGCUCCAACGCCGUCUGUCAUUGGAGCAGCAGGCCAAGUCUUUAUUUGGGCGUGUACUGCAAGCUAUUUCCUACGGCUUCUCUGUUUAUUGCGUCUACAGGAUCAUUGCAACCUCCCUCGCCCAUAUCCCUCAUUUACACCGAAACAAAUCUUCCUUCUCGCAGAGUGAUCCCAUAAAUAACGUCCUGGCAAUCAUCGCGAAGCACUGGGACCCACACCUCGAUCGUGUUGCCUGGUCCCGCCAAAUUGGAUUCGCUCUCUCAGGAGUCAUUAUUGCCGGCUCGUUGAACUCUGCCAUGACAACCUUCAAUAUGCUCACCCGUGCGGCGCCAGGAGUCAUGGGUCAUGCCGUCAAAGGCGAGAAUCCGAACCUUGCACUCUUCGUAUCUCAGAUCAGCGCUGUCUACGUCCUUGCCUCCGCACUUUUACUCAGGAGCAAUUUGCCCCCGCACAUGAGUACUGUGAUCAGCGAGGCGUUGGGCGCGCCCCUCGACCCUGCGUUCGUGGAUAGGUGGUUUGAUGCACUAUUCCUUGGCGCGGCGGGCCUCACCUUGGUUGGGAUGAUUAUCGGCAGAAAGAGUGGGUGGUGGGGAGGUGCGGGUAAGCAUGAUCCAUUCUGUGAUGAGAUGGAGCAAUUGGAGGCGGGGAAGAGGAAUUGAUUGAUUAAUUGAUUGAUUGUUGAUUGUUGAUUGAUGUGUUUUUUUUACAUGUUUGACAAUCGGCGGGUCUCCGCCUCUCCCCUUUUGUUGAUCCACUAUUGCUGGGUUUUUGUCAUUAUUCCUUGCUAUUGUUACCAUCGCUACAGGCGUUACUUGGAUUUGGGUUUCUUGAACGGUUAAUUUAUUCAUCCUCCUAUGAUAUAUUGUCAAUUUUGUCUUCUUUUUUUGUUACUGGCCUUGCUUUCACUAGUCUUUUUUUUUUUUUUGCACUUUUAUUCCCUCCAUUUCUCCGGAUCCCCGUUCGCACCCUUCUUUCACCCAUUCUUCUACCCCACUUCCCUCUACUUCACCUUUCACAAGCUAGGUUGCAAGACCUCAUAUGUUACACUCUCAUACUCCGCACCCCAUAAUGCUUCUCCCCCCUCCCUCUUACCUAUUAUUGCCUCUCACCCUAGCGGCGUCAGGCAUGCAAUCUCCCUCACUCAAAACAAAAUUAAAAAAUAGGGCACCAGUUCUAUAGGCGUUAUUACUUUGUCAUCUCGCUUUCAUAAUACCAUACCUGGUAGAUAUGUUUCCCCCCCCCAGGAAUUAAUCAGAAUACAUAUCCUAAAGAACUAUCCUAUGAGAUUGUUUGACUUGGAUUUGUCGGUGCUCGUUAUUGUAGAAGUUAACCGGUGGGUGACUUCCCGGUGGAAUUUAGAAAAUUUUGGAGCUUAGCAACCCCCCCCCCCGGAACGCAGACUACCCCCGCAGGAGCAGCGGCUUUCUGAGUGGUGGUAUUAUAAUUGCGGUAAAGUGGAGUUGCUCGUGGGAGGCCUGAUAAGUGCAACUUGCGGCAAGAGGUGGGGUUUCGCAGAAUCAUAUCCUCCAGUAUGGUGGAAAACGUAUAUAUCACUCGCGUAGUGCGGUUUCUGGGAGCGGUUAUGAGGCAUUACAUUUUGAAACAGCAUUGGUAGGGGCUACCGGGACUUCGCACCAUCAUUAGGAUUUUUGCAUCGUCGGUAUGGCAUAUUGGCUUAUGCGGGUUUAGACACUUAUGCCUCCCGAGAGUUCUUACGGCGGCUGUGGCCCAGGUCUGGUUUUGGUGGGGGUUUACAGAGUAGGCGGAAGCUGGACUUAAUGGAUAUUCAUGGGGUAUGGAGGGGUUUCCCUUGCUUUCCGGGAGUGUGCUUUUCCAGUAUAAUUAUAACUGUGCUUUCUGG
Tuber melanosporum (Perigord truffle) is the source of this 2916-nucleotide messenger RNA. RefSeq lists its product as uncharacterized. Gene Ontology annotation, cellular component: membrane. Bases 134 to 1714 code for a protein of 526 amino acids. The transcript has 6 exons. The record is from RefSeq and is a predicted model, not a curated record. NCBI's taxonomy places the organism in Eukaryota, Fungi, Ascomycota, Pezizomycetes, Pezizales, Tuberaceae.